CAGCUACCCAUUUUUUGUGAGCCUUAGUGGAUCAUCCUGAGUAUCCCAUGUGAGAGACAAUUGCUUUAGCCUCAUUUUUUAAUUACUUAACUAGCACUUAAGCUGUAAAAGGUGUAACUAAAUACUUGACUCCGUGAUGUCAUAUGUCAAAUGCUGAUUUUUAAAAAUUCGUGUAAUUCUAUAGCUUUUAGCAAAAUUAACUCUUCUGAAGCAAAGCUCUCAUAUUUGUUUCUCAUCCUUACUGCAUAAGUCCAAGCACAUAACUGUCCCCUUUAUUGUAUGAUAAUUCCAUCUACAUUACUGUCCUGUUAUUACUUAACCGAGAUCACAGUCCCAAUCAUUGUCACAACUCAUGAAUUUUGUUCCAUUUCUUCCACAACCAGCCUAAUUUUACCCCUCUUCAGUGACAGAAGAGGCCUGAUCUAUGGUUGAACCUAAAUAUAUUUGCUAUUUCAGGUGACUUUUAGUGAUGUGGCUAUAGACUUCUCUCACGAAGAAUGGGGAUGGCUAGAUUCUGCUCAGAGGGACUUAUACAAGGAUGUAAUGUUCCAGAAUUAUGAGAACCUGGUCUCUCUAGCAGGUCUUUCCAUAACUAAGCCAUAUGUGAUCACCUUAUUGGAGGAUGGAAAAGAGCCCUGGAUGAUGGAGAAAAAUCUUUCAAAAGGUGUGACUCCAGAUUGGGAAUCAAGAUGGGAAAACAAGGAAUUAUCAACAAAGAAGGAUAUUUAUGAUGAAGAUUCACCCCAAACAGUAAUAAUAGAAAAAGUUAUAAAACAAAGUUAUGAAUUUUCAAAUUCUAAGAAGAAUUUGGAAUAUAUAGAGAAGUUGGAAGGGAAGCAUGGAAGUCAGGUGGAACAUUUCAGACCAGCAACUCUCUUCUCUAGGGAAAGCCCCAGUGGGGACAGUGUUUACAAAUACAAUAUAUUUAGAAGCACCUUUCAUUCAAAAUCUACUUUUCCUGAACCACAAAUUUCUGCUGAAGGAAAUUCACACAAAUAUGAUAUAUUAAAGAAGAACUUAUCAAAAAAGCCAGUUAUAAAAAAUGAGAAAAUCAGUGGUGGAAAGAAACUCUUGAAUUCUAAUGAAAGUGGGGCAGCCUUCAACCAGAGGAGAUCUGUUACUCUUCGCCAGACUUGUAACAGAGAGAAAAUCUAUACAUGCAGUGAAUGUGGGAAAGCCUUUGGCAAACAGUCAAUCCUUAAUCGCCACUGGAGAAUUCACACAGGAGAGAAGCCCUAUGAAUGUCGUGAAUGUGGGAAGACUUUUAGCCAUGGCUCAUCCCUUACACGACAUCAGAUAAGCCAUAGUGGAGAGAAACCUUACAAAUGUAUUGAAUGUGGGAAGGCCUUUAGCCAUGUCUCAUCCCUUACUAACCAUCAGAGCACUCACACUGGAGAGAAACCAUAUGAAUGUAUGAACUGUGGAAAGUCUUUUAGUCGUGUUUCCCAUCUCAUUGAACAUCUAAGAAUUCAUACUCAAGAAAAACUCUAUGAGUGUCGUAUAUGUGGAAAGGCUUUCAUUCAUAGGUCAUCUCUCAUUCACCAUCAGAAAAUCCAUACUGGAGAGAAGCCUUAUGAAUGUAGUGAAUGUGGGAAAGCUUUCUGCUGUAGCUCACACCUUACUCGACAUCAAAGAAUUCACACUAUGGAGAAACAAUAUGAAUGCAACAAAUGUCUGAAAGUCUUUAGUAGCCUCUCAUUUCUUGUUCAGCAUCAGAGUAUUCAUACUGAGGAAAAACCCUUUGAAUGUCAGAAGUGCCGGAAAUCCUUUAACCAGCUUGACUCACUGAAUAUGCAUUUGAGAAAUCACAUUAGAUUGAAACCUUAUGAAUGCAGUAUAUGUGGGAAAGCCUUCAGUCACAGGUCAUCCCUGCUUCAACAUCACAGAAUUCAUACUGGAGAGAAACCUUAUGAAUGUAUUAAGUGUGGGAAGACCUUCAGCUGUAGUUCAAACCUUACUGUCCAUCAGAGAAUUCAUACUGGAGAAAAGCCAUAUAAAUGUAGUGAGUGUGGGAAAGCUUUUAGCAAAGGCUCAAAUCUUACUGCUCAUCAAAGAAUACAUGAUGGAGAGAAACCCAGUAGUGUGGUAAGUGUGGAGAAGCCUCUAGACCAUAUGAAUCAUUAUAUAUGUGAGAAAUCUUACAGAAGAGAAACUACAUGAAGUAGUAUUUAACAUGGUAAAUUUCAUUCAUAGAGUCUCCCUUAUUUAACAUCAGAAAAAUUUAUACUCGGGAAAGACUUAUGAAUGUAGUGAAUAUAGGAAGACUUUUAGCAAAGAUGUAGACCAUUUUGUUUAUCAAAGUUUACACUGUAGAGAAAUCAUAUGAAGACCAUAAAUGUAGGAAAGCGUUUGUCAGUAUUAAUCCCUUAAUUGACAUAAGUAUACUCAUACUAGGAGAAAACCAUGUACAUUUAGCAAAUACGGGAAAUACUAUAGGCAAUAGGAAUCUCCUACAAACACCUACAGGAGAGAAGCUCUAUGGAUGUAGAAAAUUUGGAAAUUGAGAGAACUCUUUAGUUCCAAGUGCACCCCUUAUUCUAGAGCAGAGAACUGAAACUGGAGAGAAAUCUUUUAAGAGACGUGGCAAAGUCUUCACUGAGAGUGUUUGUCUUGCUAGACAUCAGAAGAUUAAUGGUAGAACAACCCGAAGGGUUUAGGAAUUAUGUGUAAAUAUUUGCAGUGAUGAUAUUUGUAAACUGGAUUUUACAGGUGAGCAAAUAAACAUAUAAUUAAAUAUG
Messenger RNA from Sapajus apella (tufted capuchin), 2738 nucleotides. RefSeq names its product zinc finger protein 181 (gene ZNF181). The record is from RefSeq and is a predicted model, not a curated record. Gene Ontology annotation, molecular function: DNA-binding transcription repressor activity, RNA polymerase II-specific. Gene Ontology annotation, biological process: negative regulation of transcription by RNA polymerase II. Lineage: Eukaryota; Metazoa; Chordata; Mammalia; Primates; Cebidae. The coding region runs from base 544 to 2160 and encodes 538 amino acids. The transcript is spliced from 3 exons.